AUGACCCCCUUGUUUCUGCUGUGUGUGUCCUUACCACUCAUCUUGGCAACAAUAUCUUCUGAAGACCAUGAUAAUGUUGAAAGCACAUUACGUGUCAGCAUCCCUGUGGAGAUGCCUCUUCAUCCUCUCCUGGGGGGAAAGGUGGUGGUGCCAUGUUACUUCCUGGAUAAGAGCCUCAAUGACACUGGAGCCCUGACCAUUGCCACACUCUCCCACCGCAUUAAAUGGACCUACAUCACCAAGGACAAAGUCGACACCAUCUUAGUGGCAUCGCAGGGCAAAGUUGAGGUCAAGCAAGAUUAUUUGGACAGAGCGAUGUUGGUUAACUACCCGCUGGUGCCCACUGAUGCUACCAUGGAAAUGACAGAGCUUAGGUCCAAGGAUUCUGGCAUCUACCGCUGUGAGGUGACACAUGGCAUCGAGCACAACUACGAUACUGUGGAAAUGCAAGUUCAGGGUAUUGUGUUCCACUACCGUGCCAUCUCCACGCGUUACACCUUGACAUUUGAGAAGGCCAAGGCAGCCUGUAUCCAGAACAGUGCCACCAUUGCUACCCCAGCCCAACUGCAGGCUGCAUAUGAUGAUGGAUUCAACCAGUGUGAUGCUGGAUGGCUUUCUGAUCAGACGGUCAGGUACCCCAUCCAUCAUCCACGAGAACCCUGCUACGGAGACAAGAGAGAACUUCCUGGUGUCAGGACCUAUGGGGUGAGAGACGUCAACGAGACCUACGACGUGUAUUGUUUUGCUGAAAAGAUGCCAGGCAGAGUCUUCUACUCUAUGUCUGUAGAGAAGUUUAGCUUCUACGAGGCAAAAGAUCAGUGUGCUAAACUUGGUGCCAGACUUGCCACCACAGGAGAGCUUUACCUCGCCUGGAAGAAUGGUAUGGACGUGUGUAAUGCUGGCUGGCUGGCAGACAGGAGUGUACGAUACCCUAUCAACAUCGCCAGGCCUCAGUGCGGAGGGGGCCUCCUGGGAGUGAGAACCGUCUACCUGUUCCCCAACCAGACUGGGUACCCCUAUCCAGACGAUCGCCAUGAUGCCAUUUGCUUCCAAGCCGAUGAAGACAAAGAUGCCGUGCCUGGGCGGACCACUCCAUUCCCAUACAUUGUUACCGUGGCGCCUCCUGCUAAGGUGCCGGGCAUCAUCCCUUCAUCUGAAAAAGAAGAGGCCAAAACUGGAGAAGUAGUAACUCUGCCCCCACUACCUAUACCUCCAAGUAUGACAGAUGUAGAUGCCCCUAUGGCUCCGACUGGUGUGGUGUUCCACUAUCGACCCAUUACUGGUCGGUAUAUUCUAACGUUUUUGGAGGCUCAGCAGGCUUGCCAGAACAUUGGGGCAGUCAUUGCCAGUCCUCAGCAGCUGCAGGCAGCCUUUGAGAAAGGUCUGCAUCAAUGUGACGCCGGCUGGUUAAGCGACCAAACUGUCCGGUAUCCAAUUGUGUCACCCAGAGAAAACUGUGCUGGUAACCUUCUAGACCUCAAAGGAGUCAGAUCCUAUGGCCUGAGACCAGCCACUGAACUCUAUGAUGUAUACUGCUAUGUUGAACGUUUGACAGGUGUGGUCUUCUUCACCACUGACUAUGGCAGAUUCUCCUAUGAGGAGGCUGUGCAUCACUGUGAGAAACUUAAUGCCACCCUGGCCACUCCUGGGGAGCUCUAUGCUGCCUGGAAUCAAGGACUUGACCAGUGCAGUCCCGGCUGGUUGAUGGAUCGCAGUGUCCGCUUCCCUAUCACAACCCCCAGGUCUCACUGUGGAGGCAACCAGGUGGGAGUCCACACCAUCUACGCCUACCCCAACCAGACAGGCUUCCCCAGUGAGGACUUGCAAUAUGAUGCCUACUGUUUUAGAGGUAGGAAUGGGUUAAAUGUGGAUUCAUUUAUGUCUGAAGUUCCCGUUGUUCAUGUUGACAAUGAAACCAGUGUAAAUUUGACCACAGUGACUGAGGAUGUUAUCAACAAGACAAUAGCUAUCACUGAUAGCACUGUUGCAGCUACUGUAGACUACAAUGAAACUGAAACCAGUACAAACAUUACUGAUAUUGACUUUGUCAAUGAGACCAUCAUCACACCUCAAAAAGUUAUUCCUACAGUCAAAACCAUUCCGGUACCAGUUGAUUUUUCGGGCUCUGGUUCAGCUGAACAUUCAGCCAGUGGAGAUUUCUCUGGAGUGUCUGGCACCUCCACCUCCAGCGGUGAUGGAUCUGGGUCAGAUGUGGAAGUCAAGUUUAGCGGAGACAGGGAUGUCUUCUCUGGAGACCAGUCUACCUCUGGAGAACAACAGGAGGCAGAAAGGGGAAGUGUUGACAUUUUCACAUCUGGAGAACCUGGUAGUGCAUCUGGAGAUCUGGGUAGUACAUCUGGAGAACCUGGUAGUCCAUCUGGAGAUCUUGGAAGUGCAUCUGGAGAUCUUGGUAGUGCAUCUGGAUAUCUGGGUAGUGCGUCUGGAGAUCUUGGAAGUGCCUCUGGAGAUCUUAGUAGUGCAUCUGGAGAUCUUGGAAGUGCAUCUGGAGAUCUUGGAAGUGCCUCUGGAGAUCUUGGAAGUGCCUCUGGAGAUCUUGGAAGUGCCUCUGGAGACCUUGGAAGUGCAUCUGGAGAUCUUGGUAGUGCAUCUGGAGAAACUGGCACGGUAUCUGGAUCUGGGGAGGGGUUUGACAAAGAAUACUCUGGCUUCAUUACAUCUGGAUCAGGUUUUCCCAGUGGAAGUGGGGACACCAGUGGCAGCAGCGGAGACUCCAUAAUAAUCAUGUUAGAUGGAAAGAUGGUGGAAGUUUCACAAACCCAGCAAAAGGCCACCGAGCAGGAACUAGGUCGAGCAGGAUUUGAUAUCUUGGAAUCAAGUGCAUCUGGGUCAGGAGGUAUGUCUGCAUCAGGUUCCCAAGAGUUUUCAGGUCGCAUUGACUUGAUGGUCCUAACAUCUCUGGAGACUGAGUUGUCUGGAUAUCCCAUUGGAUCAGGGUUUCACAGUGGCUUUUCCAGUGGUUUUCCAUCUGGUUUUUCUGGCAGUGGCUCUGCCUCUGGACACUCUUUGCAGCAUCACGAUGAUGUUAUCUACUUAACAGAUGAUGAAAUGGUAGAAAUGACUCUACCAACACUGGUACAACAUCCUGAGCAGGGCAGGGGUGUGGUGGAGAUAAGUGGGCAAGGAAGUGGUUCAGGGAACAGCAUUUUAGAUCAAAUCUUGCAGCCAUCAGGAAGUGGCACCACUCUGAAUUUGGAGGAACUUCAGAUUUAUUCAGCUUAUGAUCAAUCAGGACAUGAGGAAAAAGUCCAGGAGGGGAGCACACCCUACAUCAGUCCAAUCACAGUACCAUCUGUGUCUUUAGUCACUCCUGCUGUUGUGGAGGAGCCAGAAGUGAAGAAAGCUGUGCAGGACUGUCCCGAUGACUGGGUGGAGUUUAUGGGCAGCUGUUACCGCCACUUUACAGAGAGAGACACUUGGGCUGAAGCUGAGAAACACUGUCAGGAACUCAAUGCCCACCUGGUCAGCAUCAGCUCCCAGGAGGAGCAGCAGUUUCUCAUCUCUAACGGUGAGGAAUACCAGUGGAUUGGACUCAGUGACAAAGAUAUGCAGAAUGUGUUCCGCUGGACAGACGGGAGUCCCCUGACCUUUGAGAACUGGAGGCCCAACCAACCAGAUAACUACUUUGACUCUGGUGAAGAUUGUGUGGUUAUGAUCUGGCAUGAGGGUGGACAGUGGAAUGACGUGCCCUGCAACUAUGACCUUCCCUUCACCUGCAAGACUGGACCCGUCAUGUGUGGCCCUCCCCCUGAGGUGGAACAUGCCCAGCCGAUGGGCAACAUCACACCACGCAGCCCUGUCAACUCUAUAGUCCGCUACCAGUGUGAUGCAGGCUACAAACAGCGCCACCUGCCUGUCAUACGCUGUAUGGAUGACGGACAAUGGACAGAGCCGCAAGUGGAAUGUACAGAAGCUGGUGCCAGCCAUAACAGGCUAAACAAAAGAUCCCUCAGGAGAAGAAGUAAAGGAGUGAGCACCCCGUGGGAGCAGAGGAAACUGCCCUGA
Molecule: messenger RNA, 4023 nt
Organism: Pelmatolapia mariae (spotted tilapia)
Lineage: Eukaryota; Metazoa; Chordata; Actinopteri; Cichliformes; Cichlidae
Gene: acanb
Product: aggrecan b
Exons: 17
Coding region: 1-4023 (1340 amino acids)
Biological process (GO): positive regulation of neuroblast proliferation; glial cell differentiation; cell adhesion
Cellular component (GO): synapse; perineuronal net
Molecular function (GO): hyaluronic acid binding
Source: RefSeq, a predicted model, not a curated record